Messenger RNA from Cryptococcus wingfieldii CBS 7118, 669 nucleotides. RefSeq lists its product as hypothetical. The transcript is spliced from 2 exons. The record is from RefSeq and is a predicted model, not a curated record. NCBI's taxonomy places the organism in Eukaryota, Fungi, Basidiomycota, Tremellomycetes, Tremellales, Cryptococcaceae. The coding region runs from base 1 to 669 and encodes 222 amino acids.
AUGGAAUCAGAAAAGACGCCCGAGAAAGUGCAUGCCGCUUGGAAAGAAGGAUCUUGUCACCCGACCGAGCAAGAGGUUUGCCUCGUUAGCAGCGACGAUGUGCGCUUUUACGUGCCCGACUUUCUCCUUCGAGCUCACAGCCGGGUGCUGCGAGACAUGUUUACCGUUCCGCAAGCUCCUUCCGCCAACUCAGGCAGCGCUGGUCCAGUGCCACCCAAAAUUGAAUUGACGGACAAGUUAUGCGAGUCCUCGACCGCUCUCUCGCUCUUCUUGAGCUUGACCAAAGGGGAUGAAGAACCCCAUGCCAUUCUAGAGUUUAAAGAAUUCGAAGGCAAAAUGGUCGAGACACUCCAUGGAGCCAUUCUUUUGGCGCAAAAGUGGGACUCUCCAAUGAUCUUGAAGGAUCUCGCUCUGGUGUUGCGCUACUACUCUCGUUGCAACUACGAUGCGCCCGAGAUCAAACCUCUUGAUGUGAUCAUCCUGGCAAGCAAGUUCUCUGAUCUGACAACCUUCUCUUUCGAGACAUUCUGCCAGGUGCUAUGGGACUACAAACCGCCAUCCCACUACGAGUGCUGGGAAGAUGCUAAAGGCGCUAGCUGUCCUGUUACGAACCACUGGGGCUUGGUCAACUUUCCAAAAGUGAACCAGAAACACUUCAGCUCUAUCUAG